AUGGAUCUCAAAAACGAAAUUCUUCAAGAAAUUGAACGAUUGUCAGUGAAAAAACAUCAAGAAGAAACAAAAUCGAGUUAUUGUCCAAAAAACGAUCCCAGUUUUUAUUCGAAUCUGUUCUGGAAUUCAUCAUCGUACGAUGAUGUUGAACGAAUUCAACUAGAAUUGAUCCCUGUAGAAAAUGAAGAUCAACGUGAUUUAUUUAAUUUCAUUCGGCAUAAUAUAUCAUCAAUACCUCAAUGUGAAACACCUGGUCGUGUUAUGUCGGUUUUGAUUCACGAUAAAUAUUCAAAACGUUUUCUCGGUAUUAUUCAAUUGACAACCGAUCUAUUGAAAAGCCAGUUCAAAGACGAAUUUAUCGGUUUUGAUGAGAAAAAACGAGGUCAAUUGAAGAAACAUAUUCGUGAUCAUUCGGCUAAUUUAUCGAUUUGUGUUCCUGUACAACCAUUCGGAUUUGAUUUUUGUGGUGGAAAAUUAUUGGCUAUGCUUGCAUUUUCCAUAGAACUUCAUCAAUUCUAUGAAAUGAAAUAUUCAAAGUCUUUAGCUUUGAUCACAACAACAUCGAUUCAUGGAAAAUCUAUUCAAUAUGAUCGACUCAAACAAUUGAAAUUCAUUGGCUAUACAAAAGGAUAUGGAACUAGUCAUAUUCCAGUCUCCUUUAUGGAUAAAGCAUAUCGUUUUUUAGAAGAAAAUUAUCCAAAAUUCAACGUUAAAAAACAAUCAAAAUGGCAAUCAUUACGAUUUCUAGCGCAACAAUUGCAUAUCGAUAGUAAUCAACUUUUCUAUCACGGUGAUCAACGUGGCAUUUAUUGUGGUUGGACUGGUAGCAACACCAAAGAAUUUCUUUUGAAAAAACAAACAGAUUUGAACAGAGAUAAACUCCAAUCAGUCGAAACAAUAACUGAAUUCUGGAAAGAAAGAUGGGCUAAACAGCGUGCAACUCAUUUGAAGAAUCAGAACACCUGA
Molecule: messenger RNA, 966 nt
Organism: Rotaria sp. Silwood2
Lineage: Eukaryota; Metazoa; Rotifera; Eurotatoria; Philodinida; Philodinidae
Source: the annotation of a GenBank genome assembly